Messenger RNA from Zonotrichia leucophrys gambelii, 1593 nucleotides. RefSeq names its product centromere protein X (gene CENPX). Lineage: Eukaryota; Metazoa; Chordata; Aves; Passeriformes; Passerellidae. Gene Ontology annotation, molecular function: protein heterodimerization activity. Gene Ontology annotation, cellular component: FANCM-MHF complex; Fanconi anaemia nuclear complex. The coding region runs from base 91 to 339 and encodes 82 amino acids. The record is from RefSeq and is a predicted model, not a curated record. Gene Ontology annotation, biological process: DNA repair; replication fork processing; resolution of meiotic recombination intermediates. The transcript has 5 exons.
CCCCGGAACCGCUCCCCCGGAACCGCUCCCUGCCCGCGCGCGCUCCCGCCCGGCGCGCCCCCGGGAGGCGGGCCCGGCCGCGCGCGGGCCAUGGAGGAGCGGGGCGGCCACGCCGGCGGCUUCAGGAAGGACACCGUGGAUCGGCUUCUCCGCCUCCAUUUCCGGGACGGGAGGACCCGAGUUAACGCGGACGCGCAGCUGCUGAUGGCCGAGCUGCUGAAGGUCUUCGUGCGAGAAGCAGCGGCACGGGCAGCUCGGCAGGCCCAGGCAGAGGACCUGAACAAGGUGGACAUUGAGCAGCUGGAGAAAGUAUUGCCACAGUUGCUUCUGGAUUUCUAGAGGCCUCCUGAAGCACAUGUCACCUGUCAGCAGACAGUCCUGGUCUGACACGUGUCUCAGCCUCAGAGAUACUCUGCGACAAACAGUCUCAGCUUUUUCUUCCUCUGCCAUUUUGCCUCUGUUUCCUCUCUCCUUUACCAAGCACAACACAGCCCAAAGCAACGAUGCUAUCAGAUACCAUUUUUGAAAAGAGGGUACCACAGGCUUAAUUUGUUCAGCUGAGUACAUAACUGGUUUCCAUCUUGCUGCCUUACUUCUGUAACAGAGGCCUGUAUUUCACAACAUGGUAAGAAGCUGUUGCUUUCUCAGCUAAUGUGAGAAAGAGGUGCUGCUUCACAGAGAUGCAUGGAAAGACUUAAUGACUUAAUGGGAAUACCAUCCAACCUUCAGGCUCUCACUGCCUCAAGCAGGCAGCUGUAACAGCAACUCCAGGUGCAGCUCCAAGCCUUCUUAAUGAAUAGGUCAUUAACAGGAGCUUAGUCACAGGCUCUUGCCAAAAGCAGGUAACUGAUCUUUAUUUUAUAAAUAAACAGUGUGUGUCCCUCACUACCUUCCAGUAUGUCUCGGGCUGUGACAUCAAAGAAUGCCUGAAACCUUUUAACCAUUCAAUAUUCUCCUCAGAGGCUGCUCCCCCUCUGCUAUAAAUUUGUUCUCACAAAGAAACAUCAGUAAUUUAAAAACAAGUCCUUGUGUAGGCUCUUUGCUGCAAUUCAUCAUCAAAAGUCAAGUUGCUUCAAAGACUUGCAGAGCUUCCCCCUCACCCACCCUCUUCCCUAAAUCUUUGUAGGGCGAAAGGAAAAAAGGACAAAAUAACAAACAGCAUGUGUGAGAAUCCCACAUCACGGGACAGGCUGGCCCCUCUGGCAGCGCGGGGGGGCACUGUGAAAUCAGAAACCUCACACAUGUGGGCAGGAGCCAGGAGCCGGGUGGCGUUGCUGAGCGCAGGGCUGGCUGCACGGAGCGCUCCGGCGCUGCCCCGCUGCAGCAGCAGCCAGAGCAGCGCUCCUGGGCUCAGGCUCAGCGGGACACUGUGAGCUGGGCGCUAUCGGGGUCAUCCUUCAGGAAAAACUGCCGUUCCAUACACGUUCUGUGACAGUACCAGCCUAAGCAGUGCCCAGCCCUCGGCACUGCGGCUUCUCAGCCAAAACAACUGUUCAGCUGUACAACACAUGCAGUGAAGGAACUGACCUAGUUCAGUUGUCAGUCCCACAAUCAUAGGUAAAAAGAAAAGCCAAUAGCAAAAAAAAAAAAGAA